This is a messenger RNA of Lagopus leucura (white-tailed ptarmigan), 4437 nucleotides long. It is a transcript of the gene PDIK1L, whose product is annotated as PDLIM1 interacting kinase 1 like. Lineage: Eukaryota; Metazoa; Chordata; Aves; Galliformes; Phasianidae. Bases 1032 to 2057 code for a protein of 341 amino acids. Gene Ontology annotation, biological process: axon extension; positive regulation of autophagy; autophagosome organization. Gene Ontology annotation, molecular function: protein serine/threonine kinase activity; ATP binding. The transcript is spliced from 2 exons. Gene Ontology annotation, cellular component: cytoplasm; autophagosome. The record is from RefSeq and is a predicted model, not a curated record.
GCUGUGUGAGCGCCGCGACGGGUCCAGGUGCGGCCUCAGGGGCUGAGCGAGGCCUCGAGGUUCGCCGGAGCUUGGAGUGCGCGCGGUGCCGUCGCACUGACGAUGCCUGUCUUUCUCUUUCUCUCUCUCUUUCUUUUUCUCUUUUUUUUUUUUUUUUCUCCGAACAAAUAGUUCCUACCGCGCUGGAAUCAUUUACGAGCUCCCCGCUAAUAACUGAUGCGAUCCUCUGUGUGUGACGGAGCCGGGCGCUGUGCGGGGCUGCCCUUCCUCCUCACCCCCAGCCUCGUGCGUUGUUUUCCUCACAGAGCAUCGCCCCGGCUUUUAUCCUGUCGAGUAACUUCGAAGUCUGUUGGGUGCUGCUGCCGCUGCUGCCAGUUUUUCUUUUUGAUUCUUUUUUAUUAUUGUUAUUUUUGUGACUGUAGGAGUUUAGUUGGGAAGUCAUAGUGGUGUUAAAAGAUCGGUGAAACUUUCCUCUCUCGUCUCUGAAGGAAAAACAAAAAAAAAUCAUUGCGAAAUUAGAACGCAAAUCUUUACCUAUGCGGUCGUCUUAAAAGUCAGCUCUGUUUCAUUCUGUUGCUCCUCAACCGCAGGUUUCAGCUAGAACCUCUCUGAUAGCCCGGGUGUGGAUGGAGAGCAUGAAACAGUCCUGUUAUUCGCAUAGAAAUUCCCAAAAGACACUGAGAGAAAGGAGCAGCAGGAUAUGGGAUAGCCCUGCCUCAGCGCAGUGCAAUUCUAGGUUUGAAUUGUUGCCUUCUUGAACGCUGAGCUGUGUUUGAAAUCGUGCAGUCCCACCCAAAUGAGGUAUUAGGCAGCCUUUAGCGUGGCUGCAAGCUUACAGAGUGACUUCUGAAGUAUUCCAGCACAGCAUUGCAUUCAGUGCGAUGCUCAGGGACAGCCCUGCUCACCACAGGGUGUUGGUGCAGCUGGCAUUGCCAUGCCAGGCCAUAUGGGGGAAAACACAGCUCAGUUCUCGUUCAUAAGUUAUAGUUCUGUGGGUUUUUCCCCCUUCCCCAGAACCUUUGAUCUUGAAGAUGGUGAGUAGCCAGCCUAAGUACGAUCUAAUACGGGAGGUUGGUCGUGGCAGUUAUGGUGUGGUGUACGAAGCAGUCGUCAGGAAGACCUCUGCACGGGUGGCAGUGAAAAAGAUUCGGUGCCAUGCUCCAGAGAACGUGGAACUAGCUCUGCGUGAGUUCUGGGCACUUAGCAGUAUCAAGAGCCAGCAUCCCAACGUCAUUCACCUGGAGGAGUGCAUCUUGCAGAAAGAUGGCAUGGUGCAGAAGAUGUCACAUGGCUCCAGUUCCUCCCUUUAUUUACAGCUUGUAGAGACCUCAUUAAAAGGAGAAAUAGUCUUUGAUCCCAGAAGCGCUUAUUACCUUUGGUUUGUAAUGGAUUUCUGUGAUGGAGGAGAUAUGAAUGAGUAUCUGUUGUCUCGAAAACCAAACCGCAAGACCAACACCAGUUUCAUGCUUCAGCUCAGCAGUGCGCUGGCUUUCCUGCACAAAAAUCAGAUUAUUCAUCGUGAUCUCAAACCUGACAAUAUUCUGAUAUCGCAGAGCAGGAUGGAUGCCAGUGACUUGGAGCCCACGCUGAAAGUAGCUGACUUUGGGCUGAGUAAGGUAUGUUCAGCUUCAGGACAGAAUCCCGAGGAACCAGUCAACGUAAAUAAGUGUUUCCUAUCGACUGCUUGUGGGACUGACUUCUAUAUGGCCCCCGAAGUCUGGGAAGGACACUACACUGCCAAAGCAGACAUUUUUGCACUGGGGAUCAUAAUCUGGGCAAUGCUAGAAAGAAUCACAUUUGUAGACACAGAGACAAAGAAGGAACUCCUGGGUAGUUACGUCAAGCAGGGCUCAGCAAUCGUGCCUGUUGGAGAGGCACUGCUAGAAAACCCUAAGAUGGAGCUGCUCAUCCCUGUAAAGAAAAAAUCCAUGAAUGCACAGAUGAAACAGUUGAUUAAGGAAAUGCUGGCUGCCAACCCGCAGGACCGUCCUGAUGCUUUUGAACUAGAGCUGCGAUUAGUCAACAUAGCUUUUAAAGACAGCAGCUGGGACACGUGAGCUGCCGAGCGGUCGUCUCUUGGAAGAGCUGCUCCUUGCCCAGCAGAUGGUGCAACUUAAUGGCAGUAAAGAAACGAGCCCGAUCUCAGACCUGCAGGGUGUAGUUUCUAUUGAUGGAAUUUUGAGUUCCAUACGUUAUAAGAAUGUUGGCAGUUGUGUUAGAGAUGCUUUGUGUUUGUUUCCAGGAUGUUAUGUGUUAAGUCUUAAGAUGUGACAAUGUUUGUUUGUGUGCGUUGGCAGUGGGACAUCCUAAGAGCUGAGACUUGAUUUCCAGCCAGAUCUCAGAGUAUUUAAUACAUUCCAGUUUCCUAUAUCAGUAUUAGGAUCUCUCCUGGAAGAAGAGAUUUGCAUGCUGGUAGUGCAAAUCUUCAGGUUUGUAAAGUUAAUUGUGUAUAUAUUUAUGCAUAUGAGUGACAGAGAGCGUAUGCCUGCAAGUGUGUUGCAUUCCAUGAGGAAAUGACACUUUUCCUAAAUUAUUUGCUGUGGGUCUGAAUGUUUGGGUUCUGCUAGAAAACUGGGUGAAUAAGAUGGAUGAGAAUCAUUCCUUCUUUGGUCCGGGAUAACUUUAUUAUUUAUUUUUAUCUAUUGUUGAAGGUAGGGUCUAAGACUUGACUUUGUGAGCAAAAAAUACGAUGCAAGUGUGUCAGCAGCUCUCAGAGUGCUGAGGUGGCUGAGCUUUGCACUCACAGCUCAAGGAGCUCAGCACUGAGGGAUUCCAAUGCCAAGUGUGUGCAGCUGGGUGCUAGCAUGUUGGUGAGGUCAUUAAUCAUUCAAUUUUGCUUUCUCCUACUAAUCAAAUACUUUAUUAAUCCACUAAUCUGCAGUUCCACAACGUGCUCACUGCUCUCCUACCUGUAGUCCAGCAGCAAACAGAGUACUUAGAAUAGGACAGUACUGUGAGCUUCCAUCGCGAGAAUGUGAACGCCUGGUGAGGGAAUCCAGCAGCAUUGAAGCUCUGGAUUUAAGAGCACUCAGUUAUGGGUCCAGCACAGCUGGAUUGGAUGUCACUGGGCACAGGCUUUUCCUUUUUGAUGCUUACUGUCACCUGGGAGCGAUGGGGAGGAAGAGGUGACUGUCACCUCUUGGACAUGGAACACAUGCAUUCUCUUGUGUGAAUAAGCAGUGCAGGCAGAAUAACUGCUUGUUCCUCCAGAAGCAAAGGAUUCUAACUCUAUCAGAACUCUGUGGCUGUACAGGCUGCAGCAGCAGUUUUGAGCUGUAGCUCUGACCUGGUGCAGCACUGGUGGCAGCAGACCUGGGGUCAUUAGCCUUUAAUCCUUGUCACUUUGCAUCACUUUGUGUAAGGCAGCUCACCUGAACAGGGAUGCUCAGAUGAGCAUUGCUGCCUUGAAACAAAGCAAUGUUUAACGUUCAGAAGAUGUCAUGGAGGAACUCUCAGGUGAUCCAUCAGCUGAGUGCAGCAGAGCACCUCUGGGAGCAUCAGUUGGUGGGGAAGGAGGUGAGUGACAACAGGGUUGUGCUGCUGACCCUGCAGGGAGCUCAGGCUAUAAGGCAGGGCUUGGAACCUGUCUGUGGGUAGUGGAUGACAGGCAGAGAUGCACCUCUCGUGCUCUGGAAGUGGAGAUCUGCUCAUUCUCAUGUUUUAACUGGGCUCAUUGCAAGUGAGGGCUCAGCUUGUUAUUGACAGGAGGAGAGCAAUCCUCUUGCUGUCUGCACCAGCACUUUUACAGUACUUCCAUCCCAGCACCAGUCAUCCAGUGAGGAUUUUGUGAAGUUUUAAGAGGAUGUAUCAUCUUCCAUGCUAAACCUGAGAGGUUUUGGAAACACAUUAGCUCCUUCCUCUCACCUGCCCACCCAAAAGACAGAAUCAACUAUGUUAAUCUUACAGCAUUAAGCUACAGAACAACAGCACUUACCUUUAAGUCCUCUGCAAGUCCUCUGGUUCUCCUCAAGCACUUCAAAGGUUGAACACUGAGCGUGCUGCCGAGCUGCACCACAGAGUUGGGUGCUGAUGAAUGGCACAGAAAAAAUGUUUUUUGACUCCCACAGCACUUGUUUGCACUGAUUGCCACUUUAAAGGGUGGGGGAACCUGAAAUCCCUCUCAUGGUGCUUAGCUGGUGGGUGACACUGGGCAUGUCCUCGGUUCAUGAGGAGUAGUAGUUCUUGAGGUGUGUGUUCUGUUUGGUGGUGAGGUCUUUGUUUUAAAGCCUUAUGAUAAAUCAAACUUGUAGCAGCUACAGAAUUGUUCACCAGCACGACACAAAGUCAAGAUACUCUUCAGCACUCGUCAAAGGUUUUUCAAAAUCUUCCUUUAAAAAUUGUAAAAUAUAUUUUAUGCAGGAUUUAUAAUUGAGAGAUUGUGUAACUUAUUAAGUUCAUGCUUCUUUUUUUUUUAAUAAAAACCUGAAUUUCAAUGAA